UAUAAGUGACAUUAAUUCAAAAUCAAUAUGGCAAUCAAAGCUCCAUUAAUGCUGCUAGGAAUUGUUUUCCUAGUCUCCUCAGUUUGUGUCUCUUCUAGAUCCGAUCAAGAUCAGGAUCAAGAGAACCCUUUUUUGUUUAAGUCUAACCGUGCCCAAACCCUUUUUGAAAAUGAAAACGGUCACAUCCGUCUCCUUCAAAGGUUCGAUAAACGUUCUAAAAUAUUUGAGAAUCUCCAAAACUACCGCCUUUUAGAAUAUAAGUCCAAGCCUCACACCAUCUUUCUCCCACAACAAAAUGAUGCUGACUUCAUCCUUGCAGUUCUAAGUGGGAAGGCUAUUCUCACCGUGUUGAACCCCAAUGAUAGAAACUCCUUCAACCUUGAGCGUGGUGAUACCAUCAAACUACCUGCUGGCACCAUUGCUUAUUUGGCAAAUCGCGACGACAAUGAAGAUCUUAGAGUAUUAGAUCUUGCCAUCCCCGUAAACAGACCCGGUCAUUUUGAGUCUUUCUUAUUGUCUGGAAGCGAAAACCAACAAUCCUUUUUAUCUGGGUUCAGCAAGAAUAUUCUAGAGGCCGCCUUCAAUGCUGAUUAUGAGGAGAUUGAGAGGGUCCUUAUAGAAGAGCAGAACAAAGAACCACAACAUAGAAGAGGCCUUAAGGAUAGGAGGAGGCAACAGAGCCAGGAAGCAAAUAUAAUAGUCAAACUAACAAGGGAACAAAUUGAGGAACUGAGCAAAAAUGCAAAGUCUAGCUCUAAAAAAAGUGCAUCUUCUGAAUAUGAACCAUUCAACUUGGGAAACCGUGACCCUAUCUAUUCCAACAAGUUUGGCAACUUCUUUGAGAUCACCCCCGAAAAAAAUCCACAACUACAAGACUUGGAUAUACUUGUCAACGCCGUAGAGAUUAAGGAGGGAUCUCUCUUUUUGCCACACUACAAUUCAAGGGCCACAUUGAUAGUAACAACUGUUGAAGGAAACGGCGAGUUUGAACUUGUAAGUCAUGAAAAUGAGAAUCAACAUGAGCAAAGAGAAGAAGAUGAGGCAGAGAAAGAAGAAGGACAAGAGAGAAGCAGACAAGUGCAAAGGUACAGAGCUAGGUUAUCUCCAGGUGAUGUUUUUGUAAUUCCAGCAGGUCAUCCAGUUGCUGUGAGUGCUUCCUCAAAUCUCUAUUUAGUUGGAUUUGGUAUCAAUGCUGAGAACAAUCAGAGGAACUUCCUUGCAGGUGAGGAAGACAAUGUGAUAAGUCAAAUACAUAGAUCAGUGAAAGAGCUUGCAUUCCCCGGAUCAGCUCAACAGGUUGAAAGGCUACUAAAGAAUCAGAAACAAUCUUACUUUGCAAAUGCUCAGCCUCAACAAUGGGAGGAAGAAAUCUAGAGAAAAAGGAGUAUCAUAUAUUCAAUUUUGGGAGCUUUAUAAUGAGUGAUCAAAAUUAUGAAUAUAGCUCAUAGUGAGCAAAAAAUAAAACGGCAUUAUGUUGUAACAAUAACCAGUACUAUGAAUAAAUAAAUCAAGAGUAAAUUUUGUGCCUCCUA
Molecule: messenger RNA, 1532 nt
Organism: Trifolium pratense (red clover)
Lineage: Eukaryota; Viridiplantae; Streptophyta; Magnoliopsida; Fabales; Fabaceae
Product: vicilin-like
Exons: 6
Coding region: 28-1374 (448 amino acids)
Source: RefSeq, a predicted model, not a curated record